AUGGAGAAAUACGAGGUACUGGAGCACCUGCAGCCCGGGGCGCUGGGGACUAUGCUGGUGGUUGAAUUGAAAACGGAGGAGAGCAGGGGGAAGAAAUAUGCCAUGAAGCAGGUUGAAUGCAUUGAAGAGAAACAAGCAAAUAAGGCCUUGAAGGAGGCAAUGGAUUUGCUGAAACUUCAUCAUUCAAGCAUCUGUGCUUACAAGGAAUUGUUUGUGAUGUGGGAUAAUAAGAUAUCAUCGCUUUUCCUUUGUCUGGUAAUGCAGCACUCGGGCCAAGGAGAUCUUUCAUCUCUGAUCAAGGAAAAAAGGCAGAACUCAGAGAAAAUAACAGACAAGGUGAUUCUGAAGUUCCUGGGACAGAUGGUGGAUGCUUUGUUUUAUAUACACAAACAAAAUAUUAUUCACAGAAAUCUCAAGCCAUCAAACAUUCUUGUGACUGAUGAAGCAUCCUUCAUGCUUUGUGAUUUCAGUACAGAAGCACUUAUGACUGAUGAAAUGAAAUGGAAAAUAAGAGUGGAAGAAAGUAGUAAAUUGUGGAUGGCUCCAGAAGCACUCUGUUUUUCUUUUAGUGAGAAAUCUGACAUCUGGUCUCUAGGUUGUAUUCUACUUGACAUGAUGACCUGCUUUGUUAUGAACACACAAGAGAGAACUUCAUUACUGCAAGGCAUUAGACAGGAUACCAGCCAUCUUGAGGGAGUUCUGACAUUAAUGCAAAACAGAGAUAAUAGCUCUCUGCCUUUAUUCACAAUUUUAUUUAUGAUGCUACAUAUUCAGCCCAGUAUGAGACCCACAGCAAAGGCUCUGACUGAUGUUCCAUUUAUUAGGGAAUGCCUGACCGUUGCUGGUUCCUCUUUAAUAAAACUGAAAAAGCCUUUGCCUAUCAAUGUAAUAGAUGUGCUCCUUGAGGGAGGAAUUGGCAGUGUUCUAGAGUUCAUGCAGGCUUACUGGGAUAGUGAAGAAGCACAGGUUAAAGCUGUAGAGCACCUUGCAAGAUUUUUAGGAGAUAAAAAUGCCUUACCCUGUCUGCUAACGAUCAUGGAACUGAUCACUUCUGCCAUGAAGACUCAUAUAGAUUCUCUCAAGUUACAGAUAGAUGGCUGCAGAUUAUUGCUUGAAAUUCUUAGUCAAGCUCUAGAACAGAAUCUGGAUGUGGAAACACGCUUGAGUGACAAUGUAAUUAGCUCUCUGUUAGAGACAGUGAGAAAACAUUCUCAAAAUGAAGAGUUACUUUCAUUGGUCUGCACACUACUGAUGAUGAUUUCAGCCAGUGAAGUUGCUGCAGAGAAUCUAAGAAAAGCUGGAGUAAUUCCGGACCUUCUGAUGAUUGUAAGGAAUUUUCUUCACAAUGAACAGAUUUGCCUCUCUUGCUGUGGAGUUCUCUGGAGCUUGGUUGUGAGCGAGAACAACCUAGACCGAGCAUUGCUGAAAAGUGCUGUCUGUGCUACCUCUGCUGUUCUUCAGGAGCACCUCCAGAAUGGAACGGUGGCUGAGACAGCUUGCUCAGCUCUGUGGGCACUGUCACUCCAAGGUUGCUUCACUGAAAAUGAAUAUGAAUCCACAACAGCGCUUCUGCUAGAUGCUCUCAGGAUAAACCUAGAAAGACCAGUGCUGGUGAAGAAUGCUUGCCAAACAUUAGCAAGUCUUCUAAGGCUAUCUGAAAUAUCAGCUUUCAGAUUUGUAACGGAUCCAAAAGGCAGUGGAAUAAAAUUGAUCAAAGACGCCUACCGCUUUCACUGUGAUGAUCCAGAAGUGGUGGAAAAUAUCUGUAUGCUGAUUAAUGAGAUGGUUCAAUAUGAUGAGAUUGUGCUGGAUAUGGUCUCCCAGAAGAUGAAAGAACUGCUGUCAGAAAUAAAAAGUCGGUUUCCAUCUAGUGUGGAGAUAAUGGUCCUUGUGGAUGCAACGCUUUUAAAACUGCAGAAGUGACAUAAAAGCUGUUUGUACAAGAACAAGACCUGUAGGCUUCCAGUUCAGGUAUAAAAGCUUGGAUCCUGCUGAAAUAUUUUAAAAAGAUUUUUCUCACCAGAAAGUGAGAUUGAUAU
Molecule: messenger RNA, 2039 nt
Organism: Rhea pennata
Lineage: Eukaryota; Metazoa; Chordata; Aves; Rheiformes; Rheidae
Gene: STKLD1
Product: serine/threonine kinase like domain containing 1
Exons: 19
Coding region: 1-1923 (640 amino acids)
Biological process (GO): protein phosphorylation
Molecular function (GO): ATP binding; protein serine/threonine kinase activity
Source: RefSeq, a predicted model, not a curated record